ACGAUUUUUGUAUUUUCCUAACAUUUUUUCUGCAGCUUCCGAAACCCUAACCCCCUACCGAGAUCCAACUUUUCUCUGAGAUUCUUCAAGUAAUAGUAAAACUAAAUAUGGGAGAAAACAAGGAGAACGAUGCUUAUGAGGAGGAGCUUCUCGACUAUGAAGAAGAUGACGAAAAAAUUCCUGAUUCCGCCACAAAAGUCAACGGCGAAUCGGCCAAAAAGGGUUAUGUUGGAAUUCACAGUUCAGGUUUCAGAGACUUUCUUCUAAAGCCAGAGUUGCUGCGUGCUAUCGUUGAUUCUGGGUUUGAGCAUCCGUCCGAAGUGCAACACGAGUGCAUUCCACAAGCUAUUCUGGGAAUGGAUGUCAUUUGCCAAGCUAAAUCUGGAAUGGGAAAAACCGCUGUUUUUGUCCUUUCAACUCUGCAACAGAUUGAACCGGUUGCUGGUCAGGUUGCUGCCCUGGUUCUAUGUCACACUAGGGAAUUAGCUUAUCAGAUCUGUCAUGAGUUUGAGAGGUUCAGCACUUAUCUGCCUGAUAUCAAGGUUGCUGUUUUCUAUGGUGGUGUCAACAUCAAGCUCCACAAAGAGCUGCUAAAGAAUGAAUGCCCUCAUAUUGUUGUUGGAACUCCUGGAAGAAUACUUGCAUUGGCAAGAGAUAAGGACCUGUCUUUGAGGAAUGUGAGGCAUUUUAUACUAGAUGAAUGUGACAAGAUGCUUGAAUCGCUUGACAUGAGGAGAGACGUGCAAGAAAUCUUCAAGAUGACUCCUCAUGACAAACAAGUCAUGAUGUUUUCUGCAACUCUCAGCAAGGAGAUUCGCCCGGUUUGCAAGAAAUUCAUGCAAGAUCCAAUGGAAAUUUAUGUUGACGAUGAGGCCAAGUUGACCCUGCAUGGACUUGUACAGCACUACAUCAAAUUGAGUGAGACGGAGAAAAACCGGAAGCUGAAUGACCUAUUGGAUGCUUUGGACUUCAACCAAGUUGUAAUUUUUGUCAAGAGUGUCAGCAGAGCAGCAGAGUUGAACAAGUUACUUAUGGAGUGUAAUUUUCCAUCUAUCUGCAUCCACUCUGGCAUGAGCCAAGAAGAAAGACUGACACGCUACAAGGGUUUCAAGGAAGGGCACAAGAGAAUUCUUGUGGCAACUGAUUUGGUUGGUAGAGGCAUAGACAUUGAAAGGGUGAACAUUGUUAUUAACUAUGACAUGCCAGAUUCUGCAGAUACUUAUCUUCACAGAGUGGGAAGAGCUGGUAGAUUCGGAACUAAAGGGCUUGCCAUAACUUUUGUGUCAUCUGCAUCAGAUUCUGAAGUUCUUAAUCAGGUUCAGGAGAGGUUUGAAGUGGAUAUUAAAGAACUUCCUGAGCAGAUUGAUACUUCUACAUAUAUGCCAUCUUAAUGAGAAUGAGGUCUUCCUUGCAAAUGUGCCAGUUGUCUAGCUUGAAGACAUGAAGUGGCAGUAUGGUUUCCGCUUUGUGUCAACGUGGUUCUGAAUAUUGAGCUGAUUAAAUUUGAAGGAUUGUGGUGACUUGUCUGCUUGGGCACUUUCUGGAUUUGCUGUACCCUUAAUGAUUUCUAUGCUGUUCCUGCAUUAGCAUGCAAAUGUGUCAAUGUUGUGAUAUCGAGUAUGAAGAGUUGUAGCUAAUUCCCACUAGAAUUAUUCUGCAUUAGUUUCUUGUACUUGUGCUAGCUAAUGUUAUAUAGCCAGACUAGAGCUAUUUUCCUCAUAA
This is a messenger RNA of Solanum verrucosum, 1722 nucleotides long. RefSeq names its product DEAD-box ATP-dependent RNA helicase 15-like. NCBI's taxonomy places the organism in Eukaryota, Viridiplantae, Streptophyta, Magnoliopsida, Solanales, Solanaceae. The record is from RefSeq and is a predicted model, not a curated record. Bases 108 to 1391 code for a protein of 427 amino acids. The transcript is spliced from 12 exons. Gene Ontology annotation, molecular function: RNA helicase activity; RNA binding; ATP binding.